This is a messenger RNA of Galeopterus variegatus (Sunda flying lemur), 4340 nucleotides long. It is a transcript of the gene KDM1B, whose product is annotated as lysine (K)-specific demethylase 1B. Gene Ontology annotation, molecular function: zinc ion binding; protein binding; oxidoreductase activity. NCBI's taxonomy places the organism in Eukaryota, Metazoa, Chordata, Mammalia, Dermoptera, Cynocephalidae. The transcript is spliced from 21 exons. The record is from RefSeq and is a predicted model, not a curated record. The coding region runs from base 93 to 2552 and encodes 819 amino acids.
AAGUGUACUAAGAGAUCAAAAUUCAGGAGCUGCUAGAAGAUACAGCAAGAUAAAGAGGAAUAUAACAGACAAAAAUUAGAUUUUCUCAUACAAUGGCAACCCCACGGGGGAGGACAAAGAAAAGAGCACCUUUUGAUCAUUCUCCAGACAGCCUUCCUUUGAGGAGCUCCGGUAGGCAGGCGAAGAAAAAAGCAACAGAGAUGGCAGAUGAAGAUGAAGAUGGUGGGUCAGAAAAGAAGUACAGGAAAUGUGAAAAGGCGGGCUGUACGGCCACGUGUCCUGUAUGCUUUGCAAGUGCUUCUGAAAGAUGUGCCAAAAAUGGCUACACAUCCCGAUGGUAUCACCUCUCCUGUGGGGAACAUUUCUGUAAUGAGUGCUUUGACCAUUACUACAGAAGCCACAAGGAUGGAUACGACAAAUAUAUUACCUGGAAAAAAGUAUGGACUAGCAAUGGCAAAACUGAGCCCAGUCCCAAAGCUUUCAUGGCAGAUCAACAGCUCCCUUACUGGGUUCAGUGUAUAAAACCUGAAUGUAGAAAAUGGAGACAACUCACCAAGGAAAUCCAGCUUACUCCACAGAUAGCGAAGACUUACCGAUGUGGUAUGAAACCAAAUACUGCUGUCAAGCCCGAGACCUCAGAUCAUUGUUCUCUCCCAGAGGAUCUAAGAGUGUCGGAAGUGGCCAACCACUGGUGGUACUCCAUGCUCAUCCUACCUCCUUUGCUGAAAGACAGCGUGGCAGCACCCCUGCUCUCUGCCUACUACCCGGACUGUGUUGGCAUGAGCCCCUCCUGCACCAGCACGAACCGCGCCGCUGGCAAUGCCAGCCCCGGGAAGUUGGAGCACUCUAAGGUGCCCUCCGUGCUCGUUCCAGGCAUGAACCGGUACUUCCAGCCUUUCUACCAGCCCAACGAGUGUGGCAAAGCCCUGUGUGUGCGGCCAGAUGUGAUGGAACUGGAUGAACUCUACGAGUUUCCAGAGUAUUCCCGAGACCCCACCAUGUACCUGGCUUUGAGAAACCUCAUUCUCUCACUGUGGUAUAGUAACUGCAAAGAAGCUCUUACUCCUCAGAAAUGUGUCCCUCACAUCAUUGUCCGGGGUCUCGUGCGUAUUCGAUGUGUUCAGGAAGUGGAGAGGAUACUUUAUUUUAUGACAAGAAAAGGUCUCAUCAACACAGGAGUUCUUAGCGUGGGAGCUGACCAGUAUCUUCUUCCUAAAGACUACCACAAUAAAUCGGUCAUCGUUGUUGGGGCUGGUCCAGCAGGAUUAGCAGCUGCUAGGCAACUGCAUAACUUUGGAAUUAAGGUGACUGUCCUAGAAGCCAAAGACAGAAUUGGAGGCCGAGUAUGGGAUGAUAAAUCUUUUAAAGGUGUCACAGUGGGAAGAGGAGCCCAGAUUGUCAAUGGCUGUAUUAACAACCCUGUAGCGCUAAUGUGUGAGCAACUUGGCAUCAGCAUGCAUAAAUUUGGAGAAAGAUGUGACUUAAUUCAGGAAGGUGGAAGAAUAACUGACCCCACUAUUGACAAGCGCAUGGAUUUUCAUUUUAAUGCUCUCUUGGAUGUUGUCUCUGAGUGGAGGAAGGAUAAGACUCAGCUCCAAGAUGUCCCUUUAGGAGAAAAGAUAGAGGAAAUCUACAAGGCCUUUAUUAAGGAAUCUGGUAUCCAGUUCAGUGAGCUGGAAGGGCAGGUGCUUCAGUUCCAUCUCAGCAACCUGGAAUAUGCCUGUGGCAGCAGCCUCCACCAGGUGUCUGCUCGCUCCUGGGACCACAAUGAAUUCUUUGCCCAGUUUGCUGGUGACCACACUCUCCUAACUCCUGGGUACUCUGUAAUAAUUGAAAAAUUGGCUGAAGGGCUAGACAUUCGGCUCAGAUCUCCAGUGCAGAGUAUUGAUUAUUCUGGAGAUGAAGUACAGGUUACCACCACGGAUGGUGCAGGGUAUUCUGCACAAAAGGUAUUAGUCACUGUACCACUGGCCUUACUACAGAAAGGUGCCAUUCAGUUUAAUCCACCAUUGUCAGAGAAGAAGAUGAAGGCUAUCAACAGCUUAGGAGCAGGCAUCAUUGAAAAGAUUGCCUUGCAGUUUCCUUAUAGAUUUUGGGAUGGUAAAGUUCAAGGGGCUGACUUUUUUGGUCACGUUCCUCCUUGUGCCAGCAAGCGAGGGCUUUUUGCUGUGUUCUACGACAUGGAUCCCCAGAAGAAGCACAGCGUGCUGAUGUCCGUGGUUGCUGGGGAGGCUGUGGCGUCUGUCAGGAGCCUGGAGGACAAGCAGGUGCUGCAGCAGUGCAUGGCCACGCUCCGGGAGCUCUUCAAGGAGCAGGAGGUCCCAGAUCCCACAAAAUAUUUUGUCACUCGGUGGAGCACAGACCCAUGGAUCCAGAUGGCAUACAGUUUUGUAAAGACAGGUGGAAGUGGUGAGGCCUACGAUAUCAUUGCUGAAGAAAUACAAGGAACCAUCUUUUUCGCUGGCGAGGCAACAAACAGACAUUUCCCACAGACUGUUACAGGGGCAUAUUUGAGUGGUGUUCGAGAAGCAAGCAAGAUUGCAGCAUUUUAAAAAGAAUUUGUCUGGACCCAGCUUUCUUCUGUACCCCAAGUGGGAAAGCUUGAAACACAUGUCAAACCUCAGUUUUAUAAGGGGGGGGGGGCGGGGGAAAUAGCUCUCUGGAUAUAGCAAAAUAGAAAUGUUUCUAAGGUGAUAUAACUUAAAUUCAUUUCACCACUCUGAAAGCACUGACCCCCAAAAUCCUUAAAAGCACUUAUAUUUAAUUGCAUUUUCUACAGGUCCAACGCGUACUAGAAGUCUGUAUUUCAGAAUAAGGCAGAAUAUAAUCUUAAAUUGAGACCUUGGAUAUGAUUCGUAGUUGGAGGUUCUCUUCAGAUUUGACAUUGUUUGGCUGAUAAGUUUUUAUACAUUGGAAAACUAAGUCAAGCAGGAAUCAUUAAAAAAAAGAUAAAGCCAUGUGUUUUUCUUCUGUGACAACUUAUCAGUAUCUGUACCAAUGAGCCUUAUAUUUCUAAAUAGCUCCAAUAUUGAGCUUUUAUUUAAAUUUAGAACUCUCUUUAUAGAUACAGCACAAACUCCCGUUGAAGGUAAAAUGAAGCUUCUAGACUAUUUCAUAUUGUACAUAUUUCUUCCUAUUGGGUGGUCAAAAGAAGUUGAAAUUCAGGUAUCUUUUGUGAUAAAAUAUUUUAAAUUUGUGCAUUCAUUGGCAAAACAGCAAAAUUUUCAUUCCCUUAAACAGUGUAGGUGUUGUCGCUAAAAACGCCGUACAGAUAGUGUGGUCUUCACACUAUAGGUAGAAUAUAGCUAUUUUUCUUAAAGCCAAAUUUGGGUUGGGUAGCACACUUUAAAUAUACCGUUUUAGCAACCGCUAGCAAAAAGAUCUCAUCAGAAUUUAAUAAAAGCCCCUCCCCACUUCUUUUUAAAACAACUGUUAAUCUCUAGAAAUAUUUUUUUGCAUAAUUAUGUUUACAGUGUUCCACAGGCAGGUCCACUGGAAAACUACAGAAAAAUGUGAGCUAUCCUAAUAAAUAUUACACAUUUUAUAGCCAUAUCUUCAAAGCCUGAGAACAUGGCAAAAGGCUGUUUUUCCUUUUUACUUAUGAACAAAAAAUUGUUUAAUAUGUCAUUUAAAAAUAAACAUUGGUUUCAGGAUACCUCUUUUGCCAAGAAACUUCAUUUUACAGGACUCUUUCAAUUAUAUUGAUCUGCUUACAAAGAACUAAAAAUUGACUUUAAAGCCACCUUUCAAAAUAUUAGGUAUUUUAAAAAAUUUUUAAAUUUCGGCUUAUAAGCAGAAAGAAUAUCUUAUGGAAAGAAUGUGCAGUGAUCUUCAGAGUUUAUAGAUACAAACAUCCCCUCCCUAUUAAAGUAUUUUGCAAAAGAAAGCCAAGAGCUGUAUAUUGCAAAGUUAACAUAGAAAAAUGUUGAUAUUUAGGUUUUCUGCUGAUUCAUUGGUACUGACUGGGAAGUAUUCUACUGUAAAAUGUUAUGUAUUAAAAUGUUCAGCAUGUUAAGUGAUAAAUACAAAAUGUAAGUUUGAAAUGGUUCACAGUAAAUUAUUUUAGUUUCUGGGCACUUAAACUUGUACUGUGCUACAAGUAGGGGAAAACCUACGUGAAGUAUGGUAAGUGUGUAUUUAAAAAAAAAUUUCCUGUCUCAAGUUACAUACUUCAUUUGAUUUUGUUCUUUAAGGAACCAUGGUACUUUUUUUGUUAGUUUUUCAUUGUUCGAAGAUUUUGUAAUUGGGUAGCAGUGAAUACAAAAAUUUAGUGUUUUAACUGCAGAUCACAGCUGGUUGUAUAAAACUGCUUAAUAAAAACAACUUGUUUUUCAAAUGCA